AUGGGCAACAGCCAACAUAAUAUCAAUCGGAAAACCGAAGAGCAAAAUAUCCUCCAAAAUCCUCAUGAAGGUGAAGCAAGCCAGUUUUAUUGGGCUUGUCGAAAUGGCGAUGUGGAACAUGUUAAAGAACUUUUAAACACAAUUCCGUAUCAAGAUCUUAACCGUUUGGAACCAAAUGGAAGUACUCCACUACACGCAGCUUCCUACAACGGUCACAGUAUAAUUGUAGGUCUACUUUUACGUGAACGUGGCUGUCAACGUGAUCGUGUAAAUCGGCACGGACUAACUGCAUAUGAAGAGGCACAAACAGAAGAAAUACGUCAAUUAUUUUAUCGUCCAUCGGAAAGAAAUCGAUUUUGUGAGGAAGACGACGAUGACAGUAAUGAUAGCAUUGGCAAUAGGUUCACGGUAAAUGUAAAAAAAGAAGAGAAAGAAGACGACGGAAAGCCGGAUGAUUUCGCUUAUGAUCAAUGGCUUGUGGGCUAUGAAACAUCAGAAGAAAUUGAAUGGGUUAAAGCUGAUUUUGCAGCUGGUAAAGCUAUUUGUCAAAAAUUUAUCCCAUAUUUGUCGGACAAACAAUGUGGAAGUCUAACCCAUAUACUUCAACAAAACUUUUCUGAAGAACUCGAUAAACUUAUUUGUGAACAUAUUCCAAAAACACAUCGUGAAUUUGAAAAAUGUAAAAUGUUAAUUCAAAAAGCUUUCGAUAAACAACAAUUGCAACCGGAAUAUUUACUUCGGCUAUAUACUCUAGAAACUCCAGUAUAUGGUGCAUUGAGUAAAGACGCUGGCCCACUCUUUCAUCCCCUUCUAUUUGCAUUGAAUCAAUUAAAACCGAGACACUUUCAAGGCACUUCAUAUCGUGGAGUAAAAAUGGUCGAAGAAGAUUUACAUGCUUAUCGGUGGGCCAUGAAAAGUCGUGGUGCUAUUGAAACACGAACAUUUUGUUCCACUUCGCUGGAUCGAUCUGUAGCCGCACGAUUUGCUGGAAUCAAUAGACCCAUCAAUAAUGAGCGGCGAAGUGUUCUGAUGGCAUUUAACUUUCCUCAACCGUGUGAUACAGCAUUUAAUUUAGGAAAAAUUUCAGCUGAAUUGUCGUGUGUUUCGGAAUAUGAAAAUGAAGCUGAAGUUUUGAUGCUUCCUUCGACAUUGUUUAUUGUAAGACAGAUUGAAACUGCUGCAAAUUAUGUAACAAUUCAAUUGGAAAAUAUUGAGACUAAACCAAAAUCUCGUUCUGCAUAUUUUAAAGCCUUCUUUAAGAAUAUGAAACGAAAUGCAUCUAUUACUAUCGGUUCAAAAACAUAUUACGCAAAAGAACAUCCAAGUUUACUACGUUAG
Rotaria sp. Silwood1 is the source of this 1338-nucleotide messenger RNA. Lineage: Eukaryota; Metazoa; Rotifera; Eurotatoria; Philodinida; Philodinidae. The record is from the annotation of a GenBank genome assembly.